Coregonus sp. 'balchen' is the source of this 8989-nucleotide messenger RNA. NCBI's taxonomy places the organism in Eukaryota, Metazoa, Chordata, Actinopteri, Salmoniformes, Salmonidae. The record is from the annotation of a GenBank genome assembly.
AGAAUCCCAAAUAGCACUGACCUGAAAGUCAUGCUGCUCUGUUCUGUCAUAUGAAUGUGAUUAUUUUUGGUCGUAUGUUCUCUUCAUUGAAACUAUUAUACGUUUUUACGUAUUCAUACAUGAACUGCACAUCGCGUGGAGGCGUCUUUUCAGUUCAAUACAAACGUAGAGGCUGGCAAGACAGUUCAACUCAACGCUAACGCAUUGCAAAGCUAGGAAGCUAGCUAGCUAACUAGCCGAUUUGACAGAUAACGUUACAGCAUGGAGCCCGAAGCACAAAUGCGAAACGUAAGUUCAUCCCAUGUCAUCGAUUCGUGCUUUAUUGAACGGACACGUUAUAGAUGUAGCCAUGAUAUGACUCCAAGACCAGGCUUUUUGUGUUCAUGCGAUGCGUUGAUCCUAUCUUUUGGUUGUUUUAGCUACGGGACUUUCUGAUGGUCUACAACCGUAUGACAGAGAUCUGCUUCCGGAGAUGCACCAGUAACUUCAACUACAGAAGUCUCACCAUGGACGAGGUAUGGCCUGGGACAUUACAUGGUUGUGUUUGAGAGAUGACACUCCUCAGGGGACAUGGCUCUAUGUGGGUUUGUGUUUGAGAGAUGACACUCCUCAGGGGACAUGGCUCUAUGUCUUUAGCCAAUGGUGUAGUGCUAUUUAUUUUAGGUGUGAGAGGGAAAAAUAAAAAUUACUUAAUCGUUUCCUCAUUCAAAGUUUGUACUGACUUAUAAUAAUAUGCCAUUUAGCAGACGCUUUUAUCCAAAGCGACUUACAGUCAUGCGUGCAUACAUUUUGUGUAUGGGUGGUCCCGGGGAUCGAACCCACUACCUUGGCGUUACAAGCGCCGUGCUCUACAGAGGACCACCCAUACCAGGACUUAUGUAGUCUAUUGAAUAUAUAUACAUACAGUUGAAGUCGGAAGUUUACAUACACCUUCGCCAAAUACAUUUAAACUCAGUUUUUCACAAUUCCCGACAUUUAAUCCUAGUAAAAAUUUCCUGUUUUAGGUCAGUUAGGAUAACCACUUUAUUUUACAUUUACAUUUUAGUCAUUUAGCAGACGCUCUUAUCCAGAGCGACUUACAGUUAGUGAAUACAUAUAUAUAUUUUUUUUAUACUGGCCCCCCGUGGGAAUCGAACCCACAACCCUGGCGUUGCAAACACCAUGCUCUAUCAACUGAGCUACAUCUGAUUCGAACCAGGAUCUCUAGUGGCACAGUUAGCACUGCCUUAGACCACUGCCCCACUCAGGAGACACAUUUUAAGAAUGUGAAAUGUCAGAAUUUACAUUUACAUUUUACAUUUUAGUCAUUUAGCAGACGCUCUUAUCCAGAGCGACUUACAGUUAGUGAAUACAUUUUUUAUUUUUUUAUACUGACCCCCGUGGGAAACGAACCCACAACCCUGGCGUUGCAAACGCCAUGCUCUAUCAACUGAGCUACAUCCCUGCCGGCCAUUCCCUCCCCUACCCUGGACGACGCUGGGCCAAUUGUGCGCCGCCCAUGAGUCUCCCGGUCGCGGCCAGCUGCGACAGAGCCUGGAUUCGAACCAGGAUCUCUAGUGGCACAGUUAGCACUGCGAUGCAGUGCCUUAGACCACUGCGCCACUCAGGAGAAUAAUAGUAGAGAGAAUGAUUUAUUUAAACUUUUAUUUAUUUCAUCACAUUCCCAGUGGGUCAGAAGUUUACAUACACUCAAUUAGUAUUUGGUAGCAUUGCCUUUCAAUUGUUUAACUUGGGUCAAACGUUUUGGGUAGCCUUCCACAAGCUUCCCACAAUAAGUUGGUUGAAUUUUGGCCCAUUCCUCCUGACAGAGCUGGUGUAACUGAGUCAGGUUUGUAGGCCUCCUUGCUCGCACACGCUUUUUUAGUUCUGCCCACAAAUUUUCUAUAGGAUUGAGGUCAGGGCUUUGUGAUGGCCACUCCAAUACCUUGACUUUGUUGUCCUUAAGCCAUUUUGCCACAACUUUGGAAGUGUGCUUGGGGUCAUUGUCCAUUUGGAAGACCCAUUUGCGACCAAGCUGUAACUUCCUGACUGAUGUCUUGAGAUGUUGCUUCAAUAUAUCCACAUAAUUUUCCUUCCUCAUGAUGUCAUCUAUUUUGUGAAGUGCACCAGUCCCUCCUGCAGCAAAUCACCCCCACAGCAUGAUGCUGCCACCCCCGUGCUUCACGGUUGGGAUGGUGUUCUUCGGCUUGCAAGCACCCCCCUUUUUCCUCCAAACAUAACGAUGGUCAUUAUGGCCAAACAGUUCUAUUUUUGUUUCAUCAGACCAGAGGACAUUUCUCCAAAAAGUACAAUCUUUGUCCCCAUGUUCAGUUGCAAAACGUAGCCUGGCUUUUUUAUGGUGGUUUUGGAGCAGUUGCUUCUUCCUUGCUGAGCGGCCUUUCAGGUUAUGUCGAUAUAGGACUCGUUUUACUGUGGAUAUAGAUACUUUUGUACCUGUUUCCUCCAGCAUCUUCACAAGGUCCUUUGCUGUUGUUCUGGGAUUGAUUUGCACUUUUUGCACCAAAGUACGUUCAUCUCUAGGAGACAGAAAGCGUCUCCUUCCUGAGCGAUAUGACUGCUGCGUGGUCCCAUGGUGUUUAUACUUGCAUACUAUUGUUUGUACAGAUGAACGUGGUACCUUCAGGCGUUUGGAAAUUGCUCCCAAGGAUGAACCAGACUUGUGGACGUCUACAAUCCUUUAGGUGGCUUUUGGCAAACUCCAAACUCCAAGAGGGCUAUUGUGCCUUUUACUGAGGAGUGGCUUCUGUCUGGCCACUCUGCCAUAAAGGCCUGAUUGGUGGAGUGCUGCAGAGAUGGUUGUCCUUCUGGAAGGUUCUCCCAUCUCCACAGAGGAACUCUAGAGCUCUGUCAGAGUGACCAUCGGGUUCUUGGUCACCUCCCUGACCAAGGCCCUUCUCCCCCGAUUGCCCAGUUUGGCCGGGCGGCCCGCUCUAGGAAGAGUCUUGGUGGUUCCAAACUUCUUCCAUUUAAGAAUGAUGGAAGCCACUGUGUUCUUGGGGACCUUCAAUGCUGCAGACAUUUUUUGGUACCUUUCCCCAGAUCUGUGCCUUGACACAAUCCUGUCUUGGAGCUCUACAGACAAUUCCUUCGACCUCAUGGCUUGGUUUUUGCUCUGACAUGCACUGUCAACUGUGGGAGCUUAUAUAGACAGGUUUGUGCCUUUCCAAAUCAUGUCCAAUCAAUUUAAUUUACCACAGGUGGACUCCAAUCAAGUUGUAGAAACAUCUCAAGGAUGAUUGAUGGAAACAGGAUGCACCUGAGCUCAAUUUCGAGUCUCAUAGCAAAGGGUCUGAAUUCUUAUGUAAAUAAGGUUUUUAUUUUAUUUGUAAAUACAUUUGCAAACAUUUUCUAAAAACCUAUUUUUGCUUUAUUUAUUUUUUGAAUAAGGCUGUAAUGUAACAAAAUGUGGAAAAGGUGAAUGGGUCUCAAUACUUUCCGAAUGCACUGUACACAUACACACGGGUGGUCCCGGAACAAAAAGUGAGGUGGGGUACCGGAUGAAGAAAAAAAAGACCUUUAUAAUAAAGCAGUAAAGUACUAACAGAAGUUGCACACAUGGGAAACAUUUGUUGUGGCCUAGGGUCUGGGAAAUGUUUGGCCUUUUUAUAAACAAACAAACAUGUUAUAAACGCAUUUCAUGUAAUUAUACGUCAUUUUACGUGUCUAGAGACAUUGUCAUAAUAAUUUUCAAUGCCGCAUUCAAAACAACUGGGAGCUGGGAAAUCUCUGACUUCAGAGCGUUCAAGACAACUGGGAAAUCUGGAAAAAACGAGCUCCGACUGGAAAAUGAGCUUUGAACUGUCAUCCAACUCGGAUUUCCAAGGGGAACUCUGGACUCUUUCUACAGCUCAGACUAUUAUUAUGAUUUUUAUAUAUAUAUAUUUUUUUAAACAUACACAUACAUACAUACAUAUACAUGCAUAUCCUUGUCUGAAGAACAUUUUCUAUUUUUUAUACCCUCAAUCACCAAGUUCAUACCUCAUUUGAAAAUAGGCCUUCAUCAUCUGUCAUAAUGAUCAUUAUUCACAUUUUACUGCAUCUGUCUGCAUGCCAAUCAUUUGAUUGAUCUCAAUCAGUUUCAUGGCAGAGGAGGGACCAACCAAUCAUCUAGUUGAUCUCAAGGUGGGACCAAUUCAAUAUUAUUUGAGUCACAAGCAAGUCCCAAGUCUCAAGGUCCGAGUCUCAAGUCGAGUCCCAAGUAGAACGGGUCAAGACUCGAGUCUAGUCCAAGUCGUGCAUUCUAAGGUUCAAGUCUCAAGUCAAAACAAGUCCAAAUCUAUACUUGUUGAACUACAAAUCUUUGUCUUUUUAUUGAGGCUACCAGACAGCCCUUUUCAUUAUUUAGUCUACAACACAUUGUGAUUAGCCAAUGUAACUGAUGAUGUAAUUGUAAAAUGGGGACCUUGUAGCAGUCGUAAGGGCAUGAAAGGCAGGAUUACGUGCUCAGAAGGCAAGGCGGGUUGAUGUCCUCAGAAGGCAAGGCAGGUUGAUGUCCUCAGAAGGCAAGGCGGGUUGAUGUCCUCAGAAGGCAAGGCGGGUUGAUGUCCUCAGAAGGCAAGGCGGGUUGAUGUCCUCAGAAGGCAAGGCGGGUUGAUGUCCUCAGAAGGCAAGGCGGGUUGAUGUCCUCAGAAGGCAAGGCGGGUUGAUGUCCUCAGAAGGCAAGGCGGGUUGAUGUCCUCAGAAGGCAAGGCGGGUUGAUGUCCUCAGAAGGCAAGGCGGGUUGAUGUCCUCAGAAGGCAAGGCGGGUUGAUGUCCUCAGAAGGCAAGGCGGGUUGAUGUCCUCAGAAGGCAAGGCGGGUUGACGUCCUCAGAAGGCAAGGCGGGUUGACGUCCUCAGAAGGCAAGGCGGGUCAGAAGGCAAGGCGGGUUGAUGUCCUCAGAAGGCAAGGCGGGUUGAUGUCCUCAGAAGGCAAGGCGGGUUGAUGUCCUCAGAAGGCAAGGCGGGUUGAUGUCCUCAGAAGGCAAGGCGGGUUGAUGUCCUCAGAAGGCAAGGCGGGUUGAUGUCCUCAGAAGGCAAGGCGGGUUGACGUCCUCAGAAGGCAAGGCGGGUCAGAAGGCAAGGCGGGUUGAUGUCCUCAGAAGGCAAGGCGGGUCAGAAGGCAAGGCGGGUUGAUGUCCUCAAAAGGCAAGGCAGGUUGAUGUCCUCAGAAGGCAAGGCGGGUUGAUGUCCUCAAAAGGCAAGGCAGGUUGAUGUCCUCAGAAGGCAAGGCGGGUUGAUGUCCUCAGAAGGCAAGGCGGGUUGAUGUCCUCAGAAGGCAAGGCGGGUUGAUGUCCUCAGAAGGCAAGGCGGGUUGAUGUCCUCAGAAGGCAAGGCGGGUUGAUGUCCUCAGAAGGCAAGGCGGGUUGAUGUCCUCAGAAGGCAAGGCGGGUUGAUGUCCUCAGAAGGCAAGGCGGGUUGAUGUCCUCAGAAGGCAAGGCGGGUUGAUGUCCUCAGAAGGCAAGGCGGGUUGAUGUCCUCAGAAGGCAAGGCGGGUUGAUGUCCUCAGAAGGCAAGGCGGGUUGAUGUCCUCAGAAGGCAAGGCGGGUUGACGUCCUCAGAAGGCAAGGCGGGUUGACGUCCUCAGAAGGCAAGGCGGGUCAGAAGGCAAGGCGGGUUGAUGUCCUCAGAAGGCAAGGCGGGUUGACGUCCUCAGAAGGCAAGGCGGGUUGAUGUCCUCAGAAGGCAAGGCAGGUUGACGUGCUCAGUGUAGAUUUAUUUACAGAUCUUGGUGAUCCAAUGAUGAAAGCGCUAUAUCAUACAAAAUAUACAAGUAUAUUGACCAAAUAUCCACGGGCAAUAGGCUCUGUAUCAGGCUGAACCUGUCCAAUCUGAACGGAUGGUAGAGGGCAAAGCUGAACAGCCUCCCCUUGAGAAACCAAAUGGAGUCUGUCUAACAGGAGCUCAAACAGGUAGACCUGCGUAAUAUAACCACUCGGCCCCCAGGACCAGACAAUUACUCAACUGGCAAUUACAAUAAACUGGUUCUACAAUGUAAAAGGCAAUUUCCACAUCCAUUGUUACAUAAGUACAUUCGUCUUAAUCAGACUUAAUGAUAUUUCAUCACCAUUCAUACAUUCAACGUUCUGACUCCAAAGCGUGGAGCGCAGGCCACGUAGCCUAUUUCUAUGAGCCCUGAGGCGCCAUUCCAGGUGACUACCUCAUGAAGCUGGUUGAGAGAAUGCCAAGAGUGUGCAAAGCUGUCAUCAAGGCAAAGGGUGGCUACUUUGAAGAAUCUCAAAUAUAAAAUAUAUUUUGAUUUGUUUAACACUUUUUUGGUUACUACAUGAUUCCAUAUGUGUUAUUUCAUUAAAAUGCAAAUCAAUUUAUAACAUUUUUGACAUGCGUUUUUCUAGAUUUUUUUGUUGUUAUUCUGACUCUCACUGUUCAAAUAAACCUACCAUUAAAAUUAUAGACUGAUCAUGUCAGUGGGCAAACGUACAAAAUCAGCAGGGGAUCAAAUACUUUUUCUAUCCCUGUAAUGCUUAGAGAAUAUCUUAUGUCAAGUGUUAUGGAAGUGUUGUGGUUGCAGGUUCACUUGGCACAUCUAAAGCCUUUUCUUUUGGGGUGUUGCUAUAGGCCACCAGGUGCUAACAGUCAGUAUCUAAAUCAUAUGUGUGAAAUGCUUGAUAGUGUAUGUGAUGUAAACAGAGAGGUCUACUUUCUUGGGGACCUGAAUAUUUACUGGUUUUCAUCAAGCUGUCCGCUCAAGAGGAAGCUUCUCACUGUAACCAGUGCCUGGAAUCUGGUUCAGAUUAUUAAUCAACCUACCAGGGUGUUUACAAACACUACAGGAACAAGAUCAUCCACAUGUAUUGAUCCCAUUUUUACUAAUACUGUAGAACUUUGUUCUAAAGCUGUAUCCGUACCCAUUGGAUGCAGUGAUCACAAUAUAGUGGCUAUAUCCAGGAAAGACAAAGUUCCAAAAGCUGAGCCUAAAAUAGUGUAUAAGAGAUCAUAAAAAAGAUUAUGCUGUGACUCUUAUGUGGAUGAUGUUAAAAUAUGUUUUGGUCUGAUGUGAUUAAUAAGGAACAUCCAGACGCUGCACUUGAUGAAUUUAUGAAAUUGCUUCUUCUAAUUAUUGAUCAACAUGCACCUGUUAAGAAACUGACUGUUAGAACUGUUAUAUUAAAUGUUAAGGCUCCAUGGAUUGAUGAGGAAUAGAAAAACGGUCUGGUUGAAAGAGACGGGGCAAAAGGAGUGGCUAAUAAGUCUGGCUGCACAUCUGACUGGUUGACUUACUGCAAAUAGAGAAAUGAUGUGACUAAACUCAACAAAAAGAAGAAGAAACUGUAUUAUGAAGCCAAGAUCAAUGAUUUAAAGAAUGAUGGAAAAAAAAGUACUUUCAAUGAAAUUAUGGGCAGAAAGACUCAUUCAACUCCACCUUUCAUUGAAUCCGAUGGAUAUUCAUCACAAAACCAUUUGAUGGUGCCAGUUAUUUUAAUGAUUACUUCAUUGGCAAACUUGGGCAGGAAAUGCCAACAACGAACAGUGAGCCAUCGUACUCAUGCAUAAAAAAAAAACAAAUAAUGAAAGAAAAGUUAGAAUUUUGUAAAGUUAGUGUGGGAUAGGAGGAAAAAUUAAUGUUAUCGAUAAAAAAUGACAAACCUCCUGGCAUUGAUAACUUAGAUGGAAAGCUACUGAGGAUGGUAGCUGACUCUAUAGCCACUCCUGUCUGUCAUAUCUUUAAUCUGAGCCUAGAGGAAAGUAUUUUUCCUCAGGCCUGGAGGGAAGCCAAAGUCAUUCCGCUACCCAAGAGUGAUAAAGCAGCCUUUACUGGUUCUAACAGCAGACCUAUCAGCUUGCUUCCAGCUCUUAGAAAACAGUUGGAAAAAAUGGUUUGACCAAAUGCAAUGCUAUUUCUCUGUAAACAAAUGAACAACAGACUUUCAGCAUGCUCAUAGAGAAGGGGACUCAACAUGACCGAUGAUUGGUUGAAAGAAAUUGACAAUAAGAAGAUUGUGGGAGCUGUUCUGUUAGAUGUCAGCCGUUGUUACUGUAUGGACCAGAAGGACCACGACACGGUGUUUAGAAUGACCUGUGUUUAUCCUCCUGUCCUCCAGGAGCGCUGUGCAGACAGCUGUGCCGGGAAGCUGAUCCGCUCCAACCACCGUCUGAUGGGGACCUACGUCAACCUGAUGCCCGGGAUGGUUCAGCGCCGCAUGGCUGAGAUGGAGAAGAAGAAUGCUGAGCUGGUCACGGCGGAGGCCGAGGCUGCAGGGGCACUGGAGGGGACACCUGGACUGGCUGAUCAAGGCCUACCUAUAGCCUCAACCCCGGGUGAAGCCUCCCCUCCAGCCCUGGGGACAGGUGAGGCUAUGACAGCCUCAGAGGUAGCAGUGAUGGCUGCCUCAGUCUUAAAGCCUGCUGUUUUAGAUUUCUCUGCAGACCUGGGUCCAUCUGCCUCCAUAUCUAUAGCUGCUGCACCUGCCACCCCCUCCUCUCCUCUUGACCCCCCCUCCACCUCCUCCACAGAGGUUAAACUAGCAGCUGCCUCCCCCGCCACCCCAGCCUCAGAACCACUGGUGCCCUCCUCCCUGUCCCAGGCCGUGAACGGAGCAGGGAUCACCAGGCUGACUUCAGGCCCAAUUUUAGAGUUGUCCCCCGUUAGACAUGAUGAAUCCACGGUCACUGCUGCUGCUAGUGCAGCGCAUAGUGGUCCCCACCAAAGUAGAUAACCAGACACCAGUAAUAUUAGUUCCGCCCACAUUUACACAUGUGGUGCCUGUAGAGGCGACACCAGCGCCUACAAUAGUGGCUCCUAACCCCAUCCCCAGCCCUAACCCCAGCCCUAACCCCAUCCCCAGCCCUAACCCCAGCCCCAGCCCUAACCCCAGCCCUAACCCCAUCCCCAGCCCUAACCCCAUCCCCAGCCCUAACCCCAGCCCUAACCCCAUCCCCAGCCCUAACCCCAUCCCCAGCCCUAACCCCAUCCCCAGCCCUAACCCCAGCCCCAGCCCUAACCCCAGCCCCAGCCCUAACCCCAGCCCUAUCCCCAAACCCCAGCCCUAA